GACACCCGACUGAGAGUCUGCCGGAACGCUUCAGUUCGUGUGACGGCCUCGCGACGAAACGCGGACGACGUUAACGCCGCCGCCGCCGCCGUGGAGUAGUGCGACCAGCGCUGGACCGAAACGCCGCACAAAAUUGAAAGAGGUUCCCUGGCCGGUUAGUUUUCCCUACAUGCGUGUGCUGCAACACUUCCGUUCCUAUCACCGCCGACGACGGAACUGCAACGGCAGUCCGGAUGACUAUGACACGGUCGUUUGCCGCCAACAAUAAUAUCGUCGCGGUCGUCCUGUGCUUAGCCGUAUCCACCGUACAUACAGGUGAAGCAAGGACGUCUGAUGCAAACUACGGAAGGUACAUAGGCCAACUGAUCGGCGUCGCCCAUGGCAUCCGAGGUUCUGUGUACGCUGUUGACGAAAGCACACUAUUCAUCCGUGGAUUCCACUAUGAUGGUAUUGGUCCAACGGCGUAUUUUUGGGCCGGAAAAACAUCAAGACCAUCUCCGGAUGGAUUUAUCAUUCCAUACCCAGAAGACUAUCCGGCAGUGGAACCACCGCCUUUGCAGACGCACAACAACACCAACGUCCUCUUGCGUCUGCCUCCCAACAAACACAUCAAAGACAUUAAAUGGCUGUCCGUGUGGUGCAGGCGGUUUACGGUAAACUUUGGCGAAGUGUACAUACCAAACACUAUAGAUCCACCUAAACCUCGGCUUUUGCCCGAGUUCAAACGUUUUGCGCACGGACUGCGGUCAGGUAACAUCAGUAUUUUGGACGCCCGGACUUUCUACAUACCGAAUUUACAUUACGACGGAUUAGGACCCGAUGCUUACUUCUUCGUGGGCAACGGCUCAGAACCAUCGCCGUACGGCGUCAAAGUCCCCAACGAAAUCGGAAGUCUGGAACCAUUGAAGGGCUACCAGGGAGAAGACAUAGAAAUCCAAUUGCCCGGAAGCCUAACGGUGCACGCGAUCGAUUGGCUGGCUGUUUGGUGUGUGCAAUAUACGCACAAUUUUGGCCAUGUCAACAUCCCGGACGACUUGGACGUGCCACCGGCGUUGGGGCAGACCAAGCUGACCCCAUCGUGGUGGUACAACCCUACAAGCAGCACCACGUCGGAUCCGGGAAGUCACUGGGAGAUGAACAACUGCCGAGAGCUGCUACCCGCUCGGUUACAAGUGCAGUGGGAAGUCCAAGGCGAUUGGGUGCAAGUGCAACUGACUGGCAAAAUUCGCGAUGAUCAGUACAUGGCGUUUGGCCUUAGUGGUAAUCCGGACAGCGUUACCCUGUUGGGCAGUGACGUGGUGGUGGUGUUUUACGACAAGGUCAAAAAUUCUUUCAAAGCAGAAGACUAUUACGUAUCGGCCACAAUGGAAUGCGACGAUAACAGCGGGAUGUGCCCUGACGAACGUCUUGGCGGUAGGAACGAUGCGGUUCUUGUAACAGGCACCAGAAGGAAUGGGAUAACGUGUGUUGUGUAUCGUCGACCAGUUCAGACAAACGAAGCGAUCAACGACCAACCGAUGCCGAUGGAUUCACCAGCUUUAAUUGUGGCGGCCAUUGGACCACUUGGAAAGUCGGAUCAGCUGAGUGCUUACGCGCCCAAGGAUAUAACUUUCGAGGAAAUACGAAUAAAUUUCAACUCUAAAGACGAUUAUACAUGUGCCAUGUCCCUAUUCAAUAUGGACGACGAAAUGUCAUUAUCGCCGUGGCCUCCGAAUGUUAUUAUCGGUGAACACAAGUUUACCGCCAGGCUAGGGCCUUCCGGUGGUGUUAGGGGUUACAUGGGUAUUACAGGCGUUCCUACCGGCGACGUUGUCUGGUACAUUAACGACAAGCUAAUUCCAGAAAUUUACGUGGAGAGAAAACAAACAUACACUUUCUACAUCGAAGGAGGGGACAAGCCGAAUAAACCAGGACACUAUCACCCGUUUUACAUUACGGACAACCCUGAAGGGGGCUUUGGAGAUAUUGACGAUUCGGAACAGAAAAAGCAAAGGGUGUUUGCUGGGAUCCACUACGAUUCCGAAGGGUAUCCGUUGGCACCUGCAGCCGGUCGGUAUUGCGAGUAUAAGUUUAGGUCGUACGACCGUUCGUCCGAAAUGGAAACGUUCAAUGCGUUUUUCGACUCGUUGAAACUGUCUUGCGAAGAAGGCGCAGUUGGCGUGCUAAACUGGACAGUUGCUGAAGAAACGCCAGACACUGUAUACUAUCAGAGCUAUUCUCAGGCAAAUGUCGGCUGGAAAAUCCACGUGGUCGACGCCGGUUAUAAGUGGAACGAUGACAAAAACGCAGCCUCCGGACUAAUUAAUAAUGUUAAUAUUAUUAUCAGUAACCUACCACUGAUAUGCAUAUUUCUUAUCGACCAGAUGAACAGACUUAAUUUGCUGUGAUGAAGUUCAUGUCAAUGAUGCAAAACGAAUGUUCAUUUCUUAAAAAAAAAUAACAAUACAAUACACAAUUAAAGAAAUAAACCAAAAAAUAAUUAAAAGGAUUAAUAUUUCCAAACAGUUAACAAAAAAAACCUAUCAGUAAAAAAUUCCUUAAAAUAAAUAAAUGUCUGUUUUCAGUUUUAAAUGUUGCCAACAAUUCUCGGCUGUUGUGCAAAUAUAUAUUUUAGUCAUCAUUUCCGAGUAGUUUCUACCAUCGUUAAAUUUUUAAUUGAUAUUAUAAUGGCUUAAUGAACCGUAUAUCGAUUAAUUUGGUUUGUGUAACGAGACCAGCAUAGGCUUGUUUGAGGAAAAUUUAAGUUCUACAAUUACCAUCCUACUGUAAAACAUUUUAUUCAAAUAAAGUCACUUUUUGUUAAUUUAUGCAAAAAAAAAAAUAAUAAAUAAAAUAAACUUAAUUUAAAACACACGAGUUUUAAUUUUGGCUAACUAACAUAUUAGCCAACCCGAUAUUUUUUAAAUAAAAGCAGUAAAUAUAAAAAUUAAAAAUAAUAGUUUUCAGUUUUUUCCUCUAAAAAAAUUAUGGAUUUUUUCUCAAAGAUAGCGUAAAAUCACAAGCACAUAAUAUUGCUAUGCUGGCUUUCAGAAACACAUUGCUUGAAAAACAAAAUUAAGGUUCUAUACCCAACAUUAAGAAUAUCAAGUAAAAACAAAACAUAUCAUAAUAUUGUGUAAAAAAUAUUUAAGGUGUUAUGGCACAUAGUAAAUUAAGUCUUAUGAAUAAAAGCACUAUUCGUGUGUUAAGAAAUAUGCAUGUUAAGUGGUAAGCUUAGAUAAUAAACUAGCGUUAAGUAUGUUAAACAAGUAAAACGAAUCCAUAUGAUCAUAAGAUAUACUAUUCAAAACCAACGCGCAAAAUUUAAAAAAACUUAAGUCCGUGAAAACCAUUGUGGUCUUUUAGACGUCAACGUAAUACGUAAUUGUACCAAGUCACCGUCAAAACUAAAAAUAUUUAAACAACUUGUAAACAAUCGUUACCUUACCGUAAAUAUAGAUAUGAUAAUAUAUUAUACAAGAUAAUUUGUUUAUGCUCAUUAAAUGGAUAAACGAGAUUUAAAUUUCAUAAACAAGAUUAAAACCAAUGUCAGCAAACAUUAUCUCGUUGAUUUUUUAAAUAAGUAUAUUUUGAAAACACACUUUGUCGUUAAAUUAUUUUAUCCAAUACUAUAUAAAAGUAUUUGUUAUAAAUUUAAAUUUUAUAGAUACCUUAACGUUAAAAUACAAUUUAAAACACUGAUACAAAACUAUUGCCAUUAUAAAACUCCUUAAAACCCGUUGGCUUUCAAUCCCCUUAAAAAAAACUAAAGUUUCUAAGUUUUCAGUUAAAAUUGUUAGUCUGAAUAGCGAUUUUAUACCCAUAAUUAAUUUGAGUAGUACAAAAGUAUAUCGAAUAUAAUAUAAAAUAAAUUAUAUAUUCCUAAAAAAUCAUCAAGAUAAUGAACAAGUAUACCUUUCAUUAUACCAACCAAGUGAUUAUGCAAUUAAAAUUUUUUAAACACUGUUUUUUACCGUGAACUUCUAUUUGAUGUCAGCAAUUAACCUCUGUACCAAAUUUUUAAACAUCAUGAUAUUAACAAGAGAUAUAUAGUAUACUAAUAUUGUUGAUUUUAGUUUUGACGGAAUUGCAAAUUGCUCAAAUAAUAAAAAGAUUGUAUUUUUAAAAUAGUUUUAAUGAUAUAACCGACAAUAAUUACUCAUUGGAAACAUUCGUUUUUUUAAUGGAAUACAAAUAAAUGAAUGUUAAUGAAAAUAAUGACAAUAAUAUAUUU
Adelges cooleyi (spruce gall adelgid) is the source of this 4213-nucleotide messenger RNA. RefSeq names its product protein Skeletor, isoforms B/C. The transcript has 15 exons. The coding region runs from base 234 to 2387 and encodes 717 amino acids. NCBI's taxonomy places the organism in Eukaryota, Metazoa, Arthropoda, Insecta, Hemiptera, Adelgidae. The record is from RefSeq and is a predicted model, not a curated record.